AUGACUGAAGGCGCGAGUGGCAGCAAUGAAUCCCAAAUCAAAGCAACACUCUCGCCCGAGCUUGGCUUCGGAACCUCUCCUUCCCAGAGCCCCGAUCUGUCGAUACGAAUACCAAAGAAUAAAAGCACCGGCAAUCUUCUCGCGGUGAGAGACGUCGUGUCUGCUGGCCCAGAGAGGACCAGAUUCUCUUUCGACGCCGGGUCGACCCAAGACGUAAGGAAUCAGAAGAGACCGUUACGACCCGAGAAUGACCUUGGCCUGGGAAUGUCAGGUCUUCGCCGCAUCAGACGUCCUCCAGUGCCCUCGAGGACCCCUUCGUUAAUCGUCGAAGACGUUGAUACGGACUGGACUGCGCCUGCGUUGCAGUAUGCAUCUACCCUGCCUGUCUCACGCUCCUCCUCGAGGUCGAUGUCACGCUCCGCCUCCUUCGGAUAUCUUGCCAGCGGGCCCAGCUCGCCUGUCCUCGAGGACCUACACCGGUUCCCCGCCGAAUCACUGCAUUCGUUUUCGUUCAGCAAGCAAUCAGAAGAUUACCUGCACAGUCGUCAGACUAUAAUACAGAAGGCCGGUGAUUUUGUCAGAGACCGCUCAGCAUGGGUCGCCAAUCCAGCCCUCGCAGAUGCGCGUGCACGCGUCAGUGGAGACGUCGAAAUCCAAGGCAUGAUGGAUUUGCUGAAGAAGGCAAACAUUAUACCAGCAGACAAAAGGGAAAAUCAUGGCUUGGGUUUGGGGCCGAUGACUGGACCCGCUGACGUCGACCGCAAUAUCUUUGACAGGAGUUUCAGUCAGAGUCUUGAGUCUGUAGAAGAGGGCGUUGCUGUCCUCAGCCCACUGCCCCGGUCGCCUCAACAGAGCCCGCCUCCACCUCCACCGACAGACACGACGCAGGUGAGGCCACCUCUUGAAAGAACGGCCAGUAACGAAGAGCUUUCGCCGACAGCACCCAGAAGAAUUGGUCUUAAGAGGACUUACACUGAUCUGAAUGCCAUGUCUUUGCAACAGCGACUCAUCGAUGCUCUUGCACAGCCUUACUCGAGCGAAGAGCACAUUGGAUCGAAACCGAAGUUGAUGCAUGCCGCGACUGCUGCAGUGGCGCCUUCGACGGCUGCAUCGGCCGUUCACACCCACAGCAGCAAAUACACUCCAGCUGCGCAGGCGGUCUUUCGGACCGGCGGUGAAGCGCCUUGGACGAUAUUGGCAGCAAACGAUCUCGCUUGCCUCAUUUUUGGUGUGACUCGUGCAGAAGUCAGGUCACUAAGCAUAUUGGGUAUCAUCCAGGAAGACCGAAGAGCUUGGCUCGAAGAGAAGCUCGGUAAGCCAACUCCAGAGCCUGAAAUUCAAGUGCAGCAGUCGACACAGGCAACGGCUGCUAAGUCAUCACUACUAGGAGCAAAGUCAGGCAUCACGGCCCGACUACUCAGCAAAGCACCAUCAAGAGUCACAAAGCCUGCCAAGCGGGCGCAAACAGAUGACGGCUCAGGUGGGUACUACCGGCAAACAAGCAAGAACCACCCUCCGACGAAGUCAAGAGGCGUGCUUCUUUGCGGAGAUGUCAUACCCAUACAAAGACGGAACGGUUCUGUUGGCUCAGCCAGUUUCUGGGUCAUGGAAAAGAAAGGGGGUCUUAUUUGGGUUAUCGAAGAGAUUCGAGAAGAUGUUGCGCAUCUUUCGCUCGACUCUGAGCAGCGUGUGACUGUGGCUUCGGGCGCGUGCGAAGCCAUUUGGGGAACUUCAGUGCCAGAAGGCACCCUUGUGAAGUCGUUGAUACCCACAAUCCCGGACGAGAUGUCGUUCUUCGAAAGGCGGACACCAAGCGGGCAGGCAGCAGUGGGCCACUUCACAGCGCGGACAGCCAACGGCGUCAAUAUACCGACAACCAUAACCAAAGUCCUCGGCAAAAGUGAAUUCCGGGUCUCGAGUCUGCCACACAUUGCAGGAAUGAUGGUCCUCGAUCCUGAAACACUGAACAUCAAGAGCUCCAACUCGGUAUUUUCAGCUUCAUUGUUUGGAUAUGAGCAUCCUGGAGGACUAUCUAUGGCGACACUUGUCCCACGCUUCCAGGAUAUAUUGGAUGUCCUCACCGAAGAGAACGGAGUUGACUUGGCUGACGGUCUCGUGGUUCCAGAGCACAGCUUCAGAAGAGCGUAUUCACUCUUGUCGCUACGUGACGGAGCUGAUAAUGCAGCUAAUGUGUUCUUAAGACCAUCUGGUCUGCCGGCUAAGCAUCGCGACGGCACGGACAUCAUGGUUGAUAUUCAAAUGAGGGUGGUCCGAAGCGAAACAGUCUUCCCAGUAUCGGACCAGGUAAUCAAGGAGCAGCCCGACGCAGAAGAGCAGGAGGAGGUAGCCGGAGUCGGGGUCGUGGAACUGGUCUUCGCUCUUUGGAUCACCUACUCACGUCAGCUUCACGCUGCUGGUCAAGCAUCAACAGACGAGUCGCGCCCCUUUACGCCGCCUCACCAAGUAGGGCCAGACCCAGCUCAUCAUCUGCCGUCGCCACCACCGCGAGCCUCGUCGGAAGACACUGUCCCAACUAGCAAAUCCGCCGACAGCUCACAGAUGUCACUACUCUCUCCCACCACCACACUCGAGGACUCCGAGCCUCUAGAGCAUCCUCCGCCCAACAUCGCUUACGUUCCACAUGACAAGAAGACCAUCGCAGACUUCACGAUACUCGAAGAAAUGGGCAGUGGUGCCUACGGUCAAGUCAAGCUCGGAAGGUACAGGAAAGGUCGCUCCCGAAAGGUCGUCCUCAAGUACGUCACCAAGUCUCGCAUCCUUGUAGACACCUGGACUCGCGACCGUCGCUUGGGCACUGUCCCGCUCGAGAUUCAUGUAAUGGACUACCUUCGCCGCGACGGCUUUCGGCAUCCCAAUAUUGUUGAAAUGAUCGAUUUCUUCGAGGACAACGUCAAUUACUACAUUGAAAUGCUGCCACAUGGCAUUCCUGGAAUGGACUUGUUCGACUAUAUCGAGCUACGCAGCGAUAUGGCCGAAGACGAAUGCCGCAGUAUCUUCCGACAGGUCGCAAGUGCGAUUCACCACUUGCAUAUCAAGGCUGCCGUCGUUCACAGGGACAUCAAAGACGAGAAUGUGGUUUUGGACGGGGAGGGCAAGAUCAAGCUGAUUGACUUCGGCAGUGCAGCGUACCUGAAGAAUGGACCUUUUGAUGUCUUCGUGGGAACCAUCGACUACGCAGCCCCCGAAGUUCUUCAAGGUAAGGCAUAUGGUGGCAAAGAGCAAGACGUCUGGGCAAUGGGGAUUCUCUUGUACACGAUUGUGUACAAGGAGAAUCCGUUCUACAACAUUGACGAGAUCCUCGAUCAUCCUCUCAGAAUACCCUACAACCCGUACUCGGACGAGUGCCUGGACCUAAUUCAGAAAAUGCUGGAUCGUGAUGUCGACGAGAGAAUCGACAUCGAGGGGGUUGUGGCGCACCCUUGGCUGGCUGUUGAGAGCUGA
Cyphellophora attinorum is the source of this 3462-nucleotide messenger RNA. RefSeq names its product Serine/threonine-protein kinase ppk6. The record is from RefSeq and is a predicted model, not a curated record. Gene Ontology annotation, cellular component: nucleus; cytosol; cytoplasm. The transcript has 5 exons. Gene Ontology annotation, biological process: protein phosphorylation; negative regulation of glycogen biosynthetic process; intracellular signal transduction. Bases 1 to 3462 code for a protein of 1153 amino acids. Gene Ontology annotation, molecular function: ATP binding; protein serine/threonine kinase activity. NCBI's taxonomy places the organism in Eukaryota, Fungi, Ascomycota, Eurotiomycetes, Chaetothyriales, Cyphellophoraceae.